GAAUAAUCCUGGUCUUUUACAGGGGGAUGAUGCUCUACAGCAAAACACAUGUCAAGGACACAGCAGGGCGGAGUGCAUUGCAAGCAGGGAAAAUUUCCCUGAAAUAUCAGUUAUUAAUAUUCAACAAAGGAUGUAUAAUAGAAAUAAAAUGUAUAAGAGUCUGAAGUAUAGAAAAAGUUUCAGGCAGAGAGCACACCUUACUUCCCACCAAGGAAUUCACACAGGGGAGAAACCUUACAAGUGCCAGGAGUGUGAAAAAAGUUUUGGAAGAAAAGAUAGACUCAUCUCCCAUCAGAGAAUUCACACAGGGGAGAAACCGUACAAGUGUCUGGAGUGUGACAAAAGCUUCAGUCGGAGAUCAAACCUUUGUGAGCAUCGAAGAAUUCACACUGGGGAGAAACCAUAUAAAUGCCUGGAGUGUGGGAAAAGCUUUCGUUACAAAACCGCUUUUACUUCCCAUCUACGAAUUCACACAGGGGAGAAUCCAUAUGAAUGCCAGGAGUGUGGGACACGUUUUGGAAGAAAAAAUGACCUGAUCAUCCAUCAACGAAUUCACACAGGGGAGAAACCAUACAUAUGUCUGGAGUGUGGGAACAGCUUUAUUUACAGCUCCAGUCUUACUACACAUCAAAGAAUUCAUACAGGGGCGAAACCGUACAAAUGCCUGGACUGUGGGAAAUGCUUCAGUCAGCGUUCACACCUCAGUAGCCAUCAGAAAAUGCACACUGGGGAGAAACCGUACAAAUGUCUGGAGUGUGGGAAAAGCUUCACUUUCAGCUCUAAUCUUACUAAACAUCAAAGAAUUCAUACAGGGGUGAAACCAUACAAAUGCCUGGAGUGUGGGAAAAGCUUCAGUUACAGUUACAGUCUUACUUCCCAUCUAAAUAUUCACACUGGGGAAACACCAUAUAAAUGCCUGGAGUGUGGGAAAAGUUUUGGAAGAACAGAUGGCCUCAUCUCCCAUCAAAGAAUUCAUACAGGGGUGAAACCAUACAAUUGCCUGGUGUGUGGGAAAAGCUUUCGUUACAAAACCACUUUUACUUCCCAUCUACGAAUUCACACAGGGGAGAAACCAUACAAGUGUCUGGAGUGUGACAAAAGCUUCAGUCAGAGAUCAUACCUUUGUGAGCAUCAAAGAAUUCACACUGGGGAGAAACCAUAUAAAUGCCUGGAGUGUGGGAAAAGCUUUCGUUACAAAACCAGUUUUACUUCCCAUCUACGAAUUCACACAGGGGAGAAACCAUAUGAAUGCCAGGAGUGUGGGACACGUUUUGGAAGAAAAAAUGACCUCACCAUCCAUCGAAGAAUUCACACAGGGGAGAAACCAUACAAAUGUCUGGAGUGUGGAAACAGCUUUACUUACAGCUCCAGUCUUACUACACAUCAAAGAAUUCAUACAGGGGAGAAACCAUACAAAUGUCUGGACUGUGGGAAAUGCUUCAGUCAGCAUUCACACCUCAGUAGCCAUCAGAAAAUGCACACCGGGGAGAAACUGUACAAAUGUCUGGAGUGUGGGAAAAGCUUCACUUUUAGCUCUCAUCUUACUAAACAUCAAAGAAUUCAUACAGGGGUGAAACCAUUCAAAUGCCUGGAGUGUGGGAAAACCUUCAGUUGCAGUUACAGUCUUACUUCCCAUCUAAAUAUUCACACUGGGGAAACACCAUAUAAAUGCCAGGAGUGUGGAAAAAGUUUUGGAAGAAGAGAUGUCCUCAUCUCCCAUCAAAAAACUCACACAGGGGAAAAACCAUACAAAUGCUUGGAGUGUGGGAAAAGCUUCACUGUAAGUGCCAGUCUCACUUUCCAUCAAAAAAUUCACACAGGGGAGGGGCUAUACAAAUGUCUUGAGUGUGGGAAAAGCUUCAGUGGGAGAUCACAACUUUGUAGUCAUCAAAACAUUCACACUGGGGAGAAACCAUAUAAAUGCGUGGAAUGUGGGGGAAGUUUUAGAAGAAAAGAUAGCCUUACCAAGCAUCGAAGAAUUCACACUGGGGAAAAACCAUAUAAAUGCCUGGAGUGUGGGGAAAGCUUCAGUUACAGUCACAAACUUACUUCUCAUCAAAGAAUUCACACAGGGGAGAAACCGUAUGAAUGCCAGGAGUGUGGGAAACAUUUUGGAAGAAGAGAUAGCCUCACCUCCCAUCGAAGAAUUCACACUGGGGAAAAACCAUACAAAUGUUUAGAGUGUGGGAAAAGCUUCACUCAUAGUUGCAGCCUUCAGGAACAUCUAAAAAUCCACCCAGGGGAGAAACUUUUUGAAUGCUCAGAGUGUGGAAAGAAAUUCAGUCGGGGUUACAAUUUUCAGCGGCAUCAGAGAAUCCACACAGGGGAGAAACCUUUUGAGUGCUCAGAGUGUGGGAAGAAAUUCCGUUGGAGUGGCGGUCUUCAUGAGCAUCAGAGAACCCACACAGGGGAGAAACCUUUUCAAUGCUCAGAGUAGUGUGGAAAGAGAUUCAGUCAGAGUAGCAGUCUUCAACUGCAUCAGAGAAUCCACACAGGGGAGAAACCUUUUGAAUGCUCAGAGUGUGGGAAGAAAUUCAGUCAGUGUGGCCAUCUUCAGCUGCACUGGAGAAACCACACAGGGAACAAACCUUUUGAGUGUCCAGAAUGUGGAAAGACAUUCAGUCGGAGUGACACUCUUCAACUGCAUCAAAGAAUCCAUAGAGGGGAGAAACAUUAUGAAUGCUCAGAGUGUGGAAAGAGAUUCAAUAGGAGUGGUCAUCUUGAGCAGCAUCAAAGAACCCACACCGGGGAGAAACCUUUCGAAUGCUCAGAGUGUGGGAAGAGAUUCAGUCAGAGUAGUGACUUGAAACAACAUCUAAGAACCCACACCGGGGAGAAACCUUUUGAAUGCUCAGAGUGUGGGAAAAGAUUCAGUCAGUGUGGCCAUCUUCAGCUUCACUGGAGAAACCACACAGGGGAGAAACCUUUUGAGUGCCCAGAGUGUGGAAAGAGAUUCAGUCAGAAUGCUCAUCUUCAGCUGCACUGGAGAAAACACACUGGGGAGAAACCUUUUGAAUGCUCGGAGUGUGGAAAGAGAUUCAGUGACCAUAGCAGUCUUCAACGGCACCUAAGAAUCCACACCGGGGAGAAACCGUAUGAAUGCUUAGAGUGUGGGAAGAGAUUCAGUCAAAGUACCAGUCUUCAAAAGCAUCUCAAAACCCACACAGGGGAGAAACACUUUGAAGGAAAAAAAUCUUUUAAAUGAUCAGAGUGUGGCAUUUCAGUCAGCAGGGAACUGUUCUACAGCUUAUAGUCGUUUUUAUUGCAUGGCAGAGUUACACACAGAUAGUACGUAACAAUGUAAAACAUGUAACUGAAUGUAUAAAAUACAAUGGGUACACAGA
Heteronotia binoei (common prickly gecko) is the source of this 3344-nucleotide messenger RNA. RefSeq names its product zinc finger protein 91-like. The transcript is spliced from 4 exons. Lineage: Eukaryota; Metazoa; Chordata; Lepidosauria; Squamata; Gekkonidae. The record is from RefSeq and is a predicted model, not a curated record. Gene Ontology annotation, molecular function: RNA polymerase II cis-regulatory region sequence-specific DNA binding; DNA-binding transcription factor activity, RNA polymerase II-specific. Gene Ontology annotation, biological process: regulation of transcription by RNA polymerase II.